GGGAAAACUUCCAAUCCCGCCCCGCGGCCGCCGAGACCGCCACACCCUCCGCGUCCCGGAGCUGCCCGCGCUUCCUCCUGCUUUUCCGUCCCGGGCUCCCGGCAUCGCACGAGUGGAAGCGGAGACGCUCAAGCCGCAGUCGCCGUCAUGUCCGAGGCUUAUUUCCGGGUGGAGUCGGGUGCGCUGGGGCCUGAGGAAAACUUUCUGUCCUUGGACGACAUCCUGAUGUCCCACGAGAAGCUCCCAGUGCGCACAGAGACCGCCAUGCCCCGCCUCGGCGCCUUCCUCCUGGAGCGGAGCGGAGGGGCCGAGACUGACCACGCGAUCCCUCAGGGCUCCAAGCUUGAACUCCCCUUGUGGCUGGCGAAGGGACUUUUUGACAACAAGCGGCGGAUCAUUUCUGUGGAACUUCCCAAGAUCUACCAACAAGGUUGGAGGACAGUGUUCAGUGCCGAUGCCAAUGUGGUGGACCUCCACAAGCUGGGGCCACAUUUCUAUGGGUUUGGCUCCCAGCUCCUGCAUUUCGACAGUCCAGAGAAUGCAGACAUUUCCGAGUCUCUCCUGCAGACAUUCAUUGGACGAUUUCGCCGCAUCAUGGACUCCUCCCAGAACGCUUACAAUGAAGACACUUCAGCUCUGGUAGCCAGGCUCGAUGAGAUGGAGAGGGGCUUGUUUCAAACAGGACAGAAAGGACUAAAUGACUUCCAGUGUUGGGAGAAGGGCCAGGCUUCUCAGAUCACAGCUUCCAGCCUUGUUCAGAACUAUAAGAAGAGAAAACUCACUGACAUGGAAGGCUGAAGGCCAGGAGAACACAGAAGUGCUCCUGGUGGAGUUAUCACUGUGUGUCCUUGAAAGGAGCCUCGCUGACUUUGUCUAGGACCAGAACCGUGUCCCAUGUCAUGACUUAUUCCUGGCAGCAGUCCCAGGAGUGGGACCAUCUGGUUGGGACAUGCUGAAGGAUGUCCCUAGCCUGUAAGGCUUACAAAACUAUCCUAUCCUGCUGAUCCACAGCCAGGGAGAAACCUAAGUCCUCCAGAAAUAGGGGUAGUUAAUACAUGCAUUGCAAUACAGUUGGAACUGGGAUCCCUCAUGCUUGGGAGUGUCACAGCCUCCCAUGUCCACUUUCAAUGGCUCCAAAGCGCAGGUACAAAUGGGCCAUCUUAGCCUGCUCAUAAAUAUUCUCUCAAGCCUAACUGCCCCAUCUUCCUUGUGUUUGUCCAGAGGACGGCACCCCCAAGACACCGGCCUUACCUGUAUCUCCUGCCUCUGGGGAGUUAUCAGUUUCCAAAAACAGUUGCCACGAAUAAAGGAGAAAAAGGAAAAGGCAGAUGAAUGGCAGGGCUUCUAAAGAGAAGGCAGUGCUUUCCUCCUCUGUCAUCAGGGCAGGGACUGAGCGUCUCAGAACUCAGCAGUCAGCCUGGGGUGGGGGCGGGGGGAAUGAUUAACCUGCGCCUGUCUUUUGGCUUGAGAGCUUCAGAACCACCUGCACAGCAAUCAGUUCCCUCCCUAGAAGAGCCAACAGGGAGUCAUUUGGAAUUGCAAAGUAGUUAUUAAAGGGUGUUAGCCAGCCCUUAUUACUACAUUGAAAGCUGGACUUUUAGGGUUGCUGGUUAGGAAGAGCCCCGUUUGAGAAGCUUAACAUGACAAAUUUAAGUGGGCAGGAGGCCGUGACUAUGUUUCUCCUCUUCAGUAAAUUCAGCAGCUUGACUACGGAGAGGAUUCCUGACCAUUUAUCAAGGAUCUGUUUAAGCAAGCACAAAGCUCUUCCUCCGAAGAUCAAGGCAGAAAUGCUGGCUCAGGAAGAGGCCUCAUUCCCUGCAGGCCAGCAUGUGAAGGGUAGUUGUGCUGCCACCAGCCUCCCACGAGUGACAGUUGUCUUUGUCAUUAGAAAUUAUAAAGGGGUUUGGGUAUCCAGAUUGUGCACGUCUCCCUGCAAAUUUAGAAUGCCACAAUGGCUUUUUAAAUGCAUGUUUCAAGAUGAAACCAAUGUUUUUAUAAUUUAAUUUUGAUGCUAAAUAAAUGAUCUAUUUUGCACAUGAA
Molecule: messenger RNA, 2040 nt
Organism: Canis lupus familiaris (dog)
Lineage: Eukaryota; Metazoa; Chordata; Mammalia; Carnivora; Canidae
Gene: GINS3
Product: GINS complex subunit 3
Exons: 3
Coding region: 148-798 (216 amino acids)
Biological process (GO): mitotic DNA replication initiation
Cellular component (GO): GINS complex
Source: RefSeq, a predicted model, not a curated record